AUGUCAUUCGAAACCAAGAUUCUGGCAUCAAAACGCCUGCCGCAAUCCAUUAAAUUUCCCUUUACGGCAUACUCGCACAAACACGACCUUCUGGCAGUUGUUGUGGCGCCAUCCUCCUCCACUGCCACCAGUACAAAUUUCGAGGUUCAAGUCUUCCGCAUCAUAUCCGGCCAAGUGGCGUUCGUUGUCAAACGGUCUGAUCUACAAGCAACUCAAGCUGGAGUUCCGAUAGAAGUUUCAGCUCUCGCUUGGAGACCCGAUGGCACGAGUCUAGGCGUAGGGUGGAGUGAUGGCAGGUAUGGAAUCUAUGAUGGAGCAUCUGGAAGGCAAUUGAGUCUUGUCGAACUACCGGUAGAGGGAUUGAAAGAAGAGUUUUCGCUGGAUUUGAGUUUACCGGUGAGAGAUAUGGCGAGGGAGGAGGAACUGGGGAGCAGGAGGAGUCAUAUCAGCGUCCUGGGGUUUAUGGAGCACAAGAUACCUGUGAAAGGGAGAAGGAAUGGUAAUUCAAUCGGAGGUGUGCUGACGACUGAUGAUUGGUAUGAUGACAUCCCUGGGUCUGAUGACGGAGUUGAGAAUUCGAAAACCAGCGGCAAUGAGGAUUUCGGAGAUCUACCUCGAGCGAUUUCAGGCCUGGAUGUUACGACGGUGCUGCCUAGGCUGAGCGCCAUACCCUCGCAUGGCUUGGUACAACCUAGAUCUGGAGCUGGCGCUAGCAAGUUCGGAACCCAGGUUGCGACAGAUACCCAAUUCGACUCCCAAUCGAAGUCAGGCUCUGACAAGGUGCAAGCACUGCUAGCAUGUCCGAAGAAUGGCAAUGUGCAAGUUCUCUUGGAUGAUACAGUGAAGAUCGGCUCGGUUGAAACCACGCACAGGCCAGUUGCACACGCAGCACACCCAUGUGUUUCGACGCAUGCUGUGUUGUGCGAUGGCGGAAGCCAAGAUGAUCGCAUGCGAGUAAUUCAUGUUGACCUGCCCUUGACAACACUCAAUGGACCACUACUGCAGGUAAUUGCUGCCAACACGAAGCGUAUACAGACAUUACUCGACUAUAUUGUGCAAACAGCUCGCUGCAUGCAAUGGGACUACACGUCCAACAUUGCGCUACCUAGGCGCUUUGUCAAUCUGCUUGACGAAGAUUUGAAGAACAACCAUCCCCGAGAUGGUGGUGCAGCGUUAAACCUCUACCAUUUGGCAAUGACUGGCUCCUUUCAUCCUCAAGUGCUAGAAUGGAUCGUGGACAUGAUCACCGAGACCAACUGGAAGAGAUGGGAGACCAAUAUGACCAGUCUGUAUACGAACAUUCAGAAUCAUCUGUUCGUGAACUUGCUGCCGGCGCUGGACCGCUUGAGCAUUGCACUAGUCGCCCUCCGUGGUCAAGCAAAGUAUCACGAAGAUUCCAGCAGCUUCGAGUGCUCGCCGAAGUACUUCGACGUACUGCUGGAGAAUAUCGAUAGUAUACGACUGGUAGCACAUAAGAUGUUGCUCGUCAUACAAAGCGAGCUCCGAGAAUGUCAGGCUUUUCUUAGAUGGCUUAAGAUGCAAUUUGAUAUUGCAACAGCAGAGCCCUUCUCGUCGAACGCAAUCGAAAUUGAGGAAAGAGAGGUACCGAAUAUUGAUUAUCCUCUUGUGCUCGCCUACAUCAAGCAUCAUUUGCUAGACUCCAAGCUUGCAAUACACAUGGAGGACAGGCCGGGUUUCCAGCCGGGCGCAACCUGCAACAAGCAGGAAUUUGAGACAGCCUCUCACAUUCAUGACAUGACUUAUGCACGUACAAGGGAAGCUCUCGAACAGCUUGACAACAUGCACGCUGGUCAGCCGUUGAGAAUCAAGGACGUUGCUGAUCCAGGGUCACUCGUCAACAUCUCGGCGCUAGUGAGUGGUCUCGUUGGCCGCGCACGAGAUACAGUCAAGCACAUCACCGACUGGCAGAACAGGAUGGUGUUUCCACCCAUAGAUCCACCAUCCGUGAAGCUGGAGGACUGGGAUGCUCAGUCGAAAAUUCUCGAGAUGUCCAUGGGGUUCGUCAGCGAGGAUGAAUACUUUACCAGCAUCGUCCGUUCGAACCCAGAAACGAGUAAUGAGCUUGUCCUCGUGCAGGUAAGAUCGUCGCUAGAGGGACCACAGGAUGUGUACCGCCACAGCGACAGCUCAAACACCGCCCCAUCUAGACGUCGUCGACAAUGGGCCCAACAGAACCAGAAAAUUUCCGUCAGCCUAGACUCUUGCGGGCAAGCAGGGAAUGGUGAGAUAAUUGAUGCCAAAUUCGUCCCCGGUAGCCAUUCAACACUCCUGAUACUGUUCCGACCCCAAGGGGAUCUCAGUGUGUUGCUUGUGAAAUGGAACAUAGACUCGUCAAUGUCUGGGAUCUUGCAUCGUUUCUUGCCGGAGGACACCUUCGACCCAGAAAAGCUAUUGGUGGGGGGAAGACGAGGGAAACUUGUGUGCGUCGUUUUUGGCAGCAGAGGACGAGAGUGGAGAGUACUAGAUCUUGAUGGCGCAGUGCAGUAUAUCGAGCCUGACGGUGAACAAGAUACGAUGAUGGUGAUGCAGUGA
Sphaerulina musiva SO2202 is the source of this 2553-nucleotide messenger RNA. RefSeq lists its product as uncharacterized. Gene Ontology annotation, cellular component: nuclear periphery; anaphase-promoting complex. The record is from RefSeq and is a predicted model, not a curated record. Gene Ontology annotation, biological process: anaphase-promoting complex-dependent catabolic process; protein K11-linked ubiquitination; positive regulation of mitotic metaphase/anaphase transition. Lineage: Eukaryota; Fungi; Ascomycota; Dothideomycetes; Mycosphaerellales; Mycosphaerellaceae. The transcript has a single exon. Bases 1 to 2553 code for a protein of 850 amino acids.